Molecule: messenger RNA, 2256 nt
Organism: Ambispora gerdemannii
Lineage: Eukaryota; Fungi; Glomeromycota; Glomeromycetes; Archaeosporales; Ambisporaceae
Source: the annotation of a GenBank genome assembly
AUGUUUUUUCCACCAUCUCCUGUUAGCAAUAACAAUAAUAAUGUAACAGGAAAUACCAAUAAUGAGAAGAAAGAGACUUUAGAUGAAUAUUCUCGCAUGUUUUUUACACCACCACCGAUUAUCAAUCACAAUAAUGUAACAGGAAAUAACAAUAGUAAGAAGAAAGAGAGCUUUGAUGAAUAUUUUCACAUGCUAUUUCCACCACCACCCUUCCCACCACCAUCGCUUAUCAAUGACAACAAUACUAUAACAGGAAAUAAUAAGAAGAAAGAGAGCUCAGACGAAUAUUCUCGGAUGUAUUUUACACCACCAUUCCCAUCACCACUUAUCAAUAACAGCAAUACUGUAAAAGCCAAUAAUGAGAAGAAUGAUGAAUAUUCUCGCAUGCUUUUUCCACCACCACCACUUAUCAAUCACAAUAAUACUAUAACAAGCGAUAGUAAGAAGAAAGAGAGCUUAGAUGAAUAUUCCCACAUGCUAUUUCCAUCACCAUUCCCACCACCACCGCUUAUCAAUGAUAAUAAUACUAUAACAGGCAAUAAUGGGAAGAAAGAGAGCUUAGAUGACAAUAGUAAGAAGAAAGAGAGCUUAAAUGAAUAUCCUCGCAUGCUAUUUCCACCACCACCGAUUAUCAAGAACAAUAAUAUUAUAACAGGCGAUAGUAAGAAGAAAGAGAGCUUGGAUGAAUAUCCUCACAUGUUUUGUCCACCACCGCCGAUUAUCAAUCACAAUGAUACUGCAAUAGGCAAUAGUACGAAGAAAAAGAGCAUGUUAGUUCCCGCUCAAUCUCAACCUGCAACAUUUACGCCUGUCGCAAAUCAAUCAGGAGAAUCUUCCACCCCACAAAGACGUCGAACUUUUAUAAAACAUCUCUUGACUAACUUUAUUCGCGUAAACAAUCCAGACUAUAAAGCUCCUCCCCGACUACAAAAAUCUCUGCCACCCCUACCUCCACAUCCAUCACCGUCUCCAAUUAUCAAAAACAAUACUACUGUAAUAGACAAUAGAAAGAAAAAAGAGAACGUGUUUUCUCACCAAGUUUCUGCUCAAUCACAACCUGCAACCCCUACAAUUGUCGUAAACCAAUCAAGAGGAUCAUCUACUCUACAAAGACGCCAAACUGCUCCUCCCCAGUUACAAAAACCUCGAUCGCUACCUAGGGUUAUUAAUAGCAAUAAUACUGUGACAAGCAAUAGUAAUAGCAAGAAAAAAGAGGAUGAUAAAUAUCUAUUUAAUCCACUUAUCAACAAUAAUAAUUCGAAAAGCAAUGAUAAAACUGGAGAGAAUAAAAACUCAAAAUUUGAUAUAAACAAUACUAAUAAAGCUCCAGAGGAUAACAGUAUUUUUCUUGGAUAUUUUCCACCAAGUCCUAUUAUCAAUAAUAAUUCUACAAAUACUAAUGGCAGCAAUCAGAAUCUACACAGAUUUUUGGCUUUAUCCCCACAAAAAAAAGCGUGCGUCGUAUGUAUAGAGACUUUUGAUAGUACACAAUUAAUUCAAAUCUCGAUUAAGUGUCAACAUGAGAAUAAUAUUUGUCAAGAGUGUAUUGCGAGACAUAUCGAACACGAGUUGCUAGAUAAAGGAAACAUUGAAAUUAGAUGUCCAGAUGAGGAAUGCAGAAGUGUGAUGACUGAAGAUUAUAUCAAAACAUUGUCCAGUGAAACGAUCUUUGAAAGAUAUCAGAAAUUAUCACUUGUAUCUGUACUUUCGCAAAUAGAUGAUUUUUACUGGUGCUUGAAUCCCAAUUGUGAUUCUGGUCAAAUUCAUUAUGGAGGACACGCUGCACCGAUAAUGACGUGCCAAUCCUGUUCGAAAAAAACAUGUGUUAUGCAUUCACUUCCAAUUCCAGAUAGCUCACUAAGCUGUUCACAAUGCACCAACAUAACCGAAACAUUUAAUAACGAUAAUGUGCAAGACAUUGUGCGAGAACCUGCAGCUUCACAAUCUUCGAAUAAAACGCUAAAACAAAUACGACAACGAAGACAAACAUUAGAAGAUUCGCAGAAGAGACGAGAGGAUCUGCUGAAAGAAAAAAAUAGACGAAUGGAAGAAAUGUCAACAGUUUAUAUUGAUUCUAUGACAAAAAAGUGUCCUAAAUGUAAUGCUAAUAUUGAGAAGAAUGAGGGGUGUGAUCAUAUGACGUGUCGCGCGCCUAGAUGUGGAUAUGAAUUUUGCUGGCUUUGUUUCGCUGAUUACGAUGCGAUUCGUAAAAAUGGAAACAAAUAUCACAAGGCAACUUGCAAAUACUAUGCUUGA